Molecule: messenger RNA, 6054 nt
Organism: Physeter macrocephalus (sperm whale)
Lineage: Eukaryota; Metazoa; Chordata; Mammalia; Artiodactyla; Physeteridae
Gene: GCFC2
Product: GC-rich sequence DNA-binding factor 2
Exons: 18
Coding region: 82-2541 (819 amino acids)
Biological process (GO): mRNA splicing, via spliceosome
Cellular component (GO): nucleus
Molecular function (GO): DNA binding
Source: RefSeq, a predicted model, not a curated record
GGCGGAAAGGCGGGAGGCGGAAGCGCGCUCCUGGGUGGCUGCUGUAUCCCUGGGUUAGCCAGAGCAGGAAGUGAACCUGCUAUGGCUCACAGGCCGGAAAGGACUUUCCGGCAGCGCCGAGCGGAAUCUAGUGACAGCGACAGCACCCAGGAGCCAUUUGCUGAACCCGGGUCGCCGGGGGAGCAGGCAAACCUGGGCCCUGCGGAGGAAGGGCUGCCGUCUGGAGGAGGCCGCGCGGAAGCGGCGGAACUACCCCGCCGGGCCCGGGGUCGGAGCCGCGGCCGGGUCUGGGCCAGUUCCCGGCACGCCGCGAGAGCGGCUCCGCGCUUGGACGGAGGCUCGGACGUCCCAGGUGACGCGGGGCAGCAGGGUGCGUGCCCGGGGCAGCAGGAAUCCAGAGCGGUUGAUCUUUCAACAGACGAAGAGGAUGAAACACAUCGUUCUUCAGAAAGUAAAGAUGAUCAGAGUUCAUCUUCCAAUAGCUCUAGCUCUCUGGAAGAAGAGUUUACAUCACUAGUUUGGAUACAUUUUAUUUCUUGUCCGAUUGCUGUGGCUAGGACUGCCAAAACUAUGUUGAAUAGAAGUGUAAAUAUCCCUGAUGCAGCUUUUAUUCAGGCAGCCUACCGAAAACGUGAAUUGGCCAGGGCCCAAGAGGACUAUAUAUCUUUGGAUGUAAAACAUGCCUUCACCAUCUCUGGUAUGAAGAAAAACACUGAAUAUCCUGAGAGUGAGACUGAUGAUCAUGAAAAUAUAAUACCAUUUACCACGAAGCCUCAAACACUUAGACAAAAGAUGGCUGAAAAAACAGCAACCAGAAAUGAAGAAACAAGUGAAGAUAGUGAAGAAGAUAAAAAAUAUCAAGAUAUUUGGGAACAGCAGCAGAUGAGAAAAGCAGUUAAAAUCACAAAGGGACGAGACAUAGAUCUUUCUCAUAGCAGUAAAUCUCAAACAGUGAAGAAGUUUGAUGCUUCCAUUUCAUUUCCACCAGUAAAUUUAGAAAUUAUAAAGAAGCAACUAAAUACUAGAUUAACAUUACUACAGGAUACUCACCGCUCACACCUGAGGGAAUAUGAAAAAUACAUACAAGAUGUCAAGAGCUCAAAGAGUACCAUCCAGAACCUAGAGAAUUCAUCAAAUCAAGUUCUAAAUUUUAAAUUCUAUAAAAGCAUGAAAGUUUAUGUGGAGAAUUUAAUUGACUGUCUUAAUAAAAAGAUUAUCAACAUCCAAGAAAUAGAAUCAGCCAUGCAUGCACUCCUUGUAAAACAAGCCAUGAUCUUUACGAAACGCAGGCAAGAUGAAUUAAAACAUGAAUCAGCGUAUUUACAGCAGUUAUCACGCAAAGCUGAGACGUCAACAAAUAGAAGCUUGGCUAUAGAUGAAAAAACUCAAUGGAUUUUAGAAGAGAUUGAAUCUCGAAGGGCACGAAGAAGACAAGCAAGGGUUCUUUCUGGGAAUUGUACUCAUCAGGAAGGAACAUCUAGUGAUGAUGAACUAUCUUCAGCAGACAUGAUUGACUUCCAAAAAAGCCAAGGUGACAUUUUAGAGGAUCAUAAGAAGAUUUUUGAAGAUGUACACGAUGAUUUUUGUAACAUCCAGAAUAUUUUAUUGAAAUUUCAACAAUGGCGAGAAAAGUUUCCUGAUUCUUAUUAUGAAGCUUUCAUUAGUUUAUGCAUUCCGAAGCUUUUAAAUCCCCUAAUACGAUUUCAGUUGAUUGAUUGGAAUCCUCUUAAGUUUGAUUCCAUAGGUUUAAAACAGAUGCCAUGGUUCACAUCUAUAGCAGAAUUUAUAGAUAGCAGUAUGGAAGAUUCAAAGAAGGACGAUAGUUCUGAUAAGAAAAUCUUGUCUACUGUCAUCAGCAAAAUAAUUAUUCCUCGACUUACAGACUUUGUAGAAUUCAUUUGGGAUCCCUUGUCAACCUCACAGACAACAAAUUUAAUAACACAGAGCAGAAUGAUUCUUGAAGAACAUUCCACUUGUGAAAAUGAAGUUAUUAGUAAAGGCAAACAGGAUUUACUUAAACCCAUUGCUUCAAGAAUGAAGAAGGCAAUAGAUGAUGAUGUUUUUAUUCCUCUAUAUCCAAAGAGUGCUGUAGAAAACAGAAUGUCACCACAUUCAAAGUUCCAAGAAAGACAGUUCUGGUCAGGUCUAAAGCUCUUCCACAAUAUUCUUCUUUGGAAUGAACUCCUCCCAGAAGACACCUUGCAAGAGCUAGGACUAGGGAAGCUGCUGAAUCGUUAUCUUAUUAUAGCUCUUCUCAAUGCCAUACCUGGGCCAGAUGUUGUUAAAAAGUGCAACCAGAUAGCAGCAUGUUUACCAGAAAAAUGGUUCCAAAAUUCUGCCAUGAGAACAUCUAUUCCCCAGCUAGAAAACUUCAUCCAGUUUUUACUGCAGUCUGCACGUAAAUUAUCUACAAGUGAAAUCAGGGAUGAAGUCAAAGAAAUAAUUCUUAUUCUGGUGAAAAUAAAAGCUUUGAAUCAUGCAGAAUCCUUCAUAGAAGAAUAUCACCUAGACCAUCUUAAAUCAGUAAUUAAAGAAGUUUGAGUGAACUUUAUAGGAAAGUACUAAAAUGAGGUUUUAAUAUAGUCACACUUGGCUCUUUUGCUUGGAGAAAGAAGAAAAAAAAAAGUGUUGCCACUUCUUUAUUCCCAGUAAUGGAGGGGAGAAUUUGCAAAACCCAAAAAGCAGGACUCUGUCUUUCCAUUCCUUCCACCUUCUACCUUCUGGUAUCAUGAAAGUCUGCCCCUUUUUUUUGCAGUGUUUGCAGGAAUUAGACACACAGGAACAGUAAGAGUUUAACAUAUUUCCUUUUCCAUUUGAUUUUUCCAUCUACUUUUCCAGCUUAAGAAAGGAGUUGAAGGAAGCUUGUUAUAGCUGUUUUGGCUUUGGUUGGUCUUCUGUCCUGAACCAUAAAAACCUCUUUUAGUUCUCUUCAUUUUAACUAUCUCUGUUUACAAAUGAGUUUAAAUGAAAAUCUUAAUCGGGAUGAAUUACUUGUUAAGUAUUCUGAUUAAGGCAUUUUAGGGCUUUUUAUAACUCAUGCUUGUCAAAAUGUUCUUCAGAAAUGUGUACCAAUGUAUUGUACCAAUAGAAGUCUAAGAAAGGCCAAUGAAUCUCUACGAGCAAUAGGUAUUAUCAUUUUUUUAAACUCAUUUGCACUUAAUAGGUGAAAAAAAUCUUAUUUUAAUAAUUUGUUUUGGCUAUUAGAGAGUGACUACUUGUUUUUUGGCCAUUUGUAAUUCUUUUUGAAAUAUCUAUUCAUCUUUUUCUUAUAGAUUUGUAAGAGCUUUAUAUUUUAAAGAUACUGAUGUUCUGGGAAUUCCCUGGCAUCCAGUGGUUAGGACUCUGCACUUUCACUGCUGAGGUCACAGGUUCGAUCCCUGGUCAGGGAGCUAAGAUCCCACAAGCCAUGCAGCACGGCCAAAAAUAAAAACAAAACAAAACAAAACAAAGAUACUAAUGUUUUGGCUGUGCUAUGUUAUAGUUUCCCUCAUUUGCCAUUUUCUUUAGAUUUGUUUAUGUUUUUGGUGUACUAAGUUAUCUCUUGUUAGGUAGUUACUAUUUUUUGUUGAGGUUUUUUUGUCAUUGGUGGUAGGCCUAGACAGGAAACAAAUAUUUUAAAUAUUCAGCACAGGGACUUCCCUGGUGGUGCAGUGGUUAAGAAUCCACCUGCCAAUGCAGGGGACACGGAUUCAAUUCCUGUUCUGGGAAGAUCCCACAUGCCACGGAGCAACUAAGCCUGUGUGCCACAACUACUUAAGCCUGCACACCUAGAGCCUGUGCUCCGUAACAAGAGAAGCCACCGCAAUGAGAAGCCCCCAUGCACCACAAUGAAGAGUAGUCCCUGCUCACCGCAACUAGAGAAAGCCUGCAUGCAGCAACGAAGACCCAAUGCAGCCAAAAAUAAAAAUAAAUAAAAGUAAUUUAUUAAAAAUAAAUAUCCACAUAUGAUUCAUUUUCUAAUAAAAAAUUUGUGUGAUUAAGAAAGUGAGGCAAGGUCAUUGAAUCAAAAAGAAAUUGAGGGACUUCCCUGGUGGUUAAGAAUCCACCUUCCAAUGCGGGAGACUCAGGUUCGAUCCUGGCUGGGGAACUAAGAUCCCACAUGCCGUGGGGCAGCUAGGCCUGCGUGCGGCAACUAGUGAGAGGCCCUAAACAAAGAGCCCCGUGUGCUGCAAUGAAGACCCAGCGCAGCCAAAAAAAAAAAAAAUUCUUUGUGACACUCUCAAUAACUAUAAAAUAAAAACUUUGAAACAUGCUAUGUGUAUGAGAAUUAAAAAAAAAACAUUUUUCAAAGUGAGUUUACUAAAAUAAUUUUUGUUAAAUCUAUUUGUUUAAAUAACUUGAGGGCCAUCCUAAAUGUAUUAUGCAAAUUGUUGCCCAAAAGACAAUCAGGAAAAAAUUAUCUGUAGGAUUUGAGCAUGUGGCCUCUGACAUUAUCACCCCUAGUUUUGAAGCUGCAUGUAAUUUAUUUUAGAUUGGUGUGUGAUUUCUACUACAGUGAAGACUCAUGAUUCACUGGUAUGAACAGUUUUUUAGUUUAUUUUGGUUACACAAAUUAUGAAGAGUAGAAUCUCAUCUAGAAAAUUCAAGCCGUUGCUAAAAAGGAUUUAGCAUUCUUACACAAUUAUUGUUCUCAGAGGUAACUGCUGUUUUCAUUUUGUUAUCCUUUCAGACCUUUUCUCUACUUAAAAAGUAUGUAUGUUUGUAUACACACACACAGACCUUUGUUUUUUAUAUAAAUGGCAGAUACUUACUGUGUAUGAAAUUUGUAACUUUUAUUGUUAAAGUGUACAUUUGAAAUUUCCCUAUAAUUUUUGCAUUUGUAAUUAAAGGUGUGUUAGAUGAUCCUUUACAUUUUUAACUUGCGCAGAGAGAUUUCUCUUGCUUUUUGUAGAGUGGAAAAUAUUAGAACUGCUUUUAAAACUAAAUUGAUUUAAAUUCCCAAUAGUUUUCAGCUAAAUUUCAUUAUGCUUGGAGUUUGAAUCUCAGUAUUUUUAUCCAUCAUAUACUAUAUCUGAGGAUAUUCAAAAACGUUUGUGAAGCUUGCCUAAUCCUCAAUGCAGAGUUCCUUUUUCCAACCCUCCCCCCACUUUUUUCCUGUUACUGUGAAAUGGAUGGAAUGAAGGAGAGAAAACAACUAGCAAAAACAAAUCUUUGAGUUAGCAAUUUAUCUCACAUCUCAAUUCUCUCCCUGGAUUUUCUCAGCUUUUUGUUCACUUAAAGAAUGUAAAAUUUUUACAGAAUCAGACAGAUGACCUUUUUGUUUUUACUUCUUUCAUAUGGCUUUUAGGAACCUUUCAAUGGCCAUGAAAACAUACCUCAGAACAAUCGAGUUUUGCAUUUGUUAGGCUUGUGACGAAAUGAUAUUUAUAUAGAUGACUCCUAAGAAAUACCAUAUGUGGUACAAAACCUGAAAAAGGUAUUACAAGAAAAGAAAAUAGACCAAUAUUCCUCAUGAAUAUAGAAAUAAAAAUCCUUAAAAUAUUAGCAAAUUGAACCCAGCAAUGUAUAAAAUGGAAAAUACUAAUACCUCAUGACCAAAUAGGGUUUAUUCCAGGAAGGCAAGUUUGGGUCAACAUUAAAAAUGUAAUCAGUAUAAUUCACCUAUGAACAGAAUAAAAGAGGAAAACCAUACAAUCAUCUCAAUGAUUACAGAAAAGGCACUGGACAAAAUUCAACACCCUCCCACAGUACAAAACCAGGAAUAUAAAUUCUUUAAUAAAGAGCAUCUGCAAAAGAACAUCCACACUUAACAUCAUAUUUAAUGGUAAAAUAUUAAAGCAAGGAUGUCUGCUCUCACCAUUUCUGUUCAUCCUUGUUCUGUAGGUCCUAACCAUGCAAUCAGUCAAGAAAAGGCAUAAAGAUUAAAACACAAAGAGUCGUCAUUCACAAAUGACAAGAUUGUUUUACAUAGAAAAGCUUAUGCACUCUACAAAAAAAAAAAAUUCAAUCACAACAAAUAAGUGAAUUUAGCCAGAUCUUAACAAGUAAGUCCAGGGGCAUGCUAGUGAUUUAACUGGAAACAAAUAAAACAAUAACACUUCAGUAGCAGUGAAA